Molecule: messenger RNA, 985 nt
Organism: Solanum pennellii
Lineage: Eukaryota; Viridiplantae; Streptophyta; Magnoliopsida; Solanales; Solanaceae
Exons: 2
Coding region: 178-897 (239 amino acids)
Biological process (GO): regulation of DNA-templated transcription
Molecular function (GO): DNA binding
Source: RefSeq, a predicted model, not a curated record
AGAGUAGUUCACUUGCCUCUUUGUAUCCAUCAUUUACUUGUGUGUUUUUUUGGUUUUUAUUUAGUGAAGGAGAUUGAUCUUUGAUUCUUAUUCAUCUUUUUCUUCCUACCACAAGAGGCUUUGGCUGCUUUGCAAAGAGCUUGAUCCAUCCAUUAUUAUACUUAUUGUUAAAAUAUAAUGGUUGUUCGUGAUCAUCAUCAACGUAAGAGACAAUCAGACUAUUGUUUUUACCCAACUGAGAGGGAGGUUCUCAAGUAUCUAGUUGGUUUUGUGACAGACGAGCCACUUCCUGGGCAACAUCGAUACAUGCAGCGAGUUGAUCUUUACGCGGAGAAGGAACCAUGGGAGAUUCUUGAGGGCAGUAACACCAACACAGGUUACUUCAUCACACCGUUGAAGAAAGAGAAGUCUCAUCAUACAAGAUUUAAGAGAACUGUUGGGGAGGGUGGUACAUGGAAGAUACAAGACCCAGCCAAGAAAGUGUUCGAUGAAAAUGGCAGACUUAUGGGGUACGUACACCGUAUGAAGUACACUCCCGCCAAUAACAAAAAGGCAAUGAUCAAGGAGUUAUUCGGCGAGUGGUUGAUGAUGGAGUACUCUUUAUAUGAUCGUUAUGUUACUAAUCUUAGGAAGAAAGUUGUACAUAAGGAUUUUGUAAUUUGUAUGAUUAAGAAGAAGAAGAAGAAACAAGGCUGUGAUGAUGGUAAGAAAAAAGAUGAGAAUAUCAUGAAUGAGGUUGAAGUUAAUGAAUUAAUCGAUUCCGUUAUGGAAGAACUAGAAGAGAUUGAUGAUGAUAAUAGAGAGGUGGAUGUUGGGGAUGAUUUUCUUGCUGCAUUGGAGGAUGAAUGUUCUGAUGCAAACCAUAUCAAUCUUGAUGAAUAUGACUUUGUGAUAUAGUUCGCUACUUAAUAAUUUUUGAUAAAGUUACAAGUUGUACUCUUAUAUUAUAGUUUAUAAUCAAGCACUAUGUGACAUUUUAUAUUUC